AUCUGUGCAGGAGAUGUAUUGUCCGAAAGCCAGAUCAGAGGAAUCGUUGACAGCGCCGUCAAAGAAGAACUGCAGUGUAUGGAUGGUUCUUUGGAAAUCCCCACCAUGCCAACAUUCAGCAGCAAUGCCAGCACUUGCAUUCGAUCCUUUCACCAAAAAUUUGUUGAGGACAAAUCGGAUCCCGCUGUAUGCUCGUAAGUUUAAUUGAAUCAAUAUGUCUUUUCUAAUUUUUUAUGUAGGGGGGAGGGGAGGGAGGGGAGCGAAGGAGCUUGAUGCUAACCAUGCAUCCAAGGAAUAGAUCCGGUUAACUAGCGAAGAGUCGAACAACUCUUCAAAACGUCAAUUUAAAGUUAAGCAUUACAAUAAAACCCAACCUGAGGAACUUUAAAUUUUCCGAUCGUGGCUGUUUUUUUUCUCCCUUUUAGGAGUAAAAAGAAGCAAUCUCGCAUUAUCAUCUUCGCCAUCACUUCCCCCUUCCUUUAAUGUUAUGUUGCUGUUGAAUUUUCGUUGACCUGCUGUCGUCUUAGACAUGGAAAAAUGGACCCCCUCUCCCUCAUUUCGAGUUUUGUUUGAUUUCUCUGACAGUUCACCGGUACCUUUUUGCACUCCUGGGUGGACAGGGGCGACGUGAGAAGAAAGUGUCUUCCUUAAGGACACAACACAAUGACUGGACGAGGUCCAGACACUGAUUUCUUUUCUAUUCAGGGAAUAGCGCACCAAACAGUGUGCUACGUGCUACCAUUUUACUCUCUAGCUAUAGAGGAACUUCUUUCUUUCAGUAAUCUAGUGAAUUUUGUAUUUACCAGGGCACAGACUGAAGCGAAGAGGUGUGUAAAGAACCUGAUUGAUUCUGACUGCAACUUCCCCUCUCAGGCCAAGGAAGUGCUGGACUUGGGUUUCAGUGACUAUAAUCCUUUCUACGCAGACAAUCGGGACCCUGGGGCGACCGGAAGUGAUCAGUGCGAUGGGGUGCAGGAUAAAAGCGGCGAUGGACUGAAAUAUUUCAAUGCAGGCAAUGGAACUAAGCCCGGCAUACUGCAGACGCUGAUGUUUACGUCCUUUUCGUUGUUUUUCUUUUUUUAA
Messenger RNA from Pocillopora meandrina, 1083 nucleotides. The record is from the annotation of a GenBank genome assembly. NCBI's taxonomy places the organism in Eukaryota, Metazoa, Cnidaria, Anthozoa, Scleractinia, Pocilloporidae.